This is a messenger RNA of Glycine soja, 2608 nucleotides long. RefSeq names its product zinc finger BED domain-containing protein DAYSLEEPER-like. The coding region runs from base 327 to 2312 and encodes 661 amino acids. The record is from RefSeq and is a predicted model, not a curated record. The transcript has 2 exons. Lineage: Eukaryota; Viridiplantae; Streptophyta; Magnoliopsida; Fabales; Fabaceae. Gene Ontology annotation, molecular function: DNA binding; protein dimerization activity.
GCAAAUUGCGAAGCAGUUUAGAAGUUGCAAGUUUGAACCCUUGAUUGUUCCUUCGGCUGCGCGGACACAUACUGCGGCUUCCAACGUCAAUCGUUGCUUUUGCUGCCGACUUCUCUUCUCUCUCUCUCUCUCUCUCUCUCUCUCUCUCUCUAUAUAUAUAUAUAUAUAUAUAUAUAUAUAUAUAUAUCUAUAUACAAGCACUCCAUUCUCAUUCCAUUCACUUGAGUUCACUUCACAACGCCGUUUCUCUCUUUCGUCGCCGUUGCAGUGGCAGUGGCACGUGCUUUCACAACUCCCCCCUUUUCUCAAGGGUUACUCGUGCUAUCAUGGAGUUUGUUGCUCGUGCUACCCCUGAUAAUAAUGAUGAGAUAUCUGAUUCAGGAACACAACCCAAUAAGCAGAUGAGAAAGAAGUCUAUGGUGUGGGACUACUUCACAGUGGAAACUGUUGGAGCUGGAUGUACCAGGGCCUACUGUAAACAGUGCAAAAAAUCAUUUUCUUAUAUAACUGAUUCAAAAUUAUCUGGCACAAGCCAUCUGAAAAGACACAUUUCUUUGGGAAUCUGUCGAGUGCUUUGGGAGAAAAACCAACAAAGAUCAUAUCCCAAAACUGGUGGCUCUCUAGAUACUGCCAAUCCACCCAAGAAACAGCCAAGAGCAACACCUGGGUUUGCUGGUAAUGGCAUCUCAUUUGAUCAGGAGCGUUGCAACCAUGAUGUCGCUAAAAUGAUAAUUUUACAUGAUUAUCCACUUCAUAUUGUGAAACAACAGGGUUUCAUUGAUUUUGUGCGGAUUCUUCAACCCCAGUUCAAUCCAUUAUGUCUAAAUUCUGUUGAAGGGGAUUGUGUCGCUAUCUACCUCAGAAAAAAGCAAAAUCUGUUGAAUGUUAUUAAUGGGAUUCCUGGCCAAGUAAACCUGACAUUGGAUUUGUGGACUUCCAACCAGGCAAUGGGCUAUGUUUUUGUUCGAGGACACUUCAUUGAUAGUGAUUGGAAAUUACAUCGUCCUAUUCUCAAUGUUGUUACAGUACCAUUUCCUGUUUCUGAUGACUCUUUAAAUCAAACUUUAGUAACCUGCCUAUCUGAUUGGCAUUUGGAGGGUCGGCUGUUUACCCUUGCACUUGAUAAAUUCUUUUCCAGUGAAGCUGUGAUGGGAAAUCUGAGAGGCCUUCUCUUUGUUAAGAACCCUGCAAUCCUCAAUGGUCAGUUGUUAAACCAGAAUUGUUAUGCUCGUGUUCUUAGUCGUCUUGCAGCAGAUGCACUAUGGACAAUGAGAGAAACUAUUUGCAAAGUUCGUGAAAGUGUAAAGCAUGUGAAUUCUUCUGAAUCCCAUAAAAGGAAGUUUAUCGAGCUGAAGCAACAUCUACAAGUACCUAGUAUGAUGGACCUUUCAAUUGAUGACCAGUGUAAAUGGGACACAACAUAUCAUAUGCUUGUAGCUGCCUGUGAAUUAAAGGAAGUCUUCACUUGCCUUGAUACCAUUGAUCCUGAUUACAGAAUGACUCUAACAAUGGGUGACUGGAAGCAGGUUGACACCCUGUGCACAUAUUUGAAGUAUUUGUAUGAUGCAGCUAUUAUUUUGACUGUGCAACCAUGCCCAACUUCAAACUUGUUUUUUGCUGAAGUGUCAAAAGUUCAGGUGGAGUUGACACAUGCGGCCUUCAGCCAGGAUCCUUUCCUUAGCAGUUUGUUUUUGCCUUUGCACAAGAACUUUGACCAAUAUUGGAGAGAAAGCUGCCUCGUCUUGGCAAUUGCUGUAGCGAUGGACCCAAGGCAUAAAAUGAAACUUGUCGAAUUCACCUUUGCUAAGAUAUUUGGUGAGAAUGCUGAGGAAUGGAUAAAAAUAGUUGAGGAUGGUCUUCGUGAACUUUUUAUUGAAUAUAGCAUGCAAAUGUUCCUUACAACAACAAAUGGCGAUGAAGGGGAUGACAUUAUGAUAAAAAAAACAUUUCUAGAAGGGUCAAUUGACUGCUCACUUUUUGUUGACGGGGAUGAAUUUUCGGAUUAUGAAUUCUACAUAUCUGAUUUUACGGGUAACCCACAAUUUAAGUCAGAAUUGGAUGAGUACUUGGAAGAGCCUCUGCUGACCAGAGUGGAAGAAUUUGAUAUUCUGAGCUGGUGGAGAGUAAAUGGAUUGAAGUACCCGACAUUGUCUAGAAUCGCAUCUGAUAUCUUGUCUUUACCAGUUUCCACUCUGUCUGCAGAUUCCAUUUUUGACAUGCAAAUUAGAAAAAUGGAUAGCUACCGGAGUUCUUUAAGCUCCCUGACCCUUGAGGCCCUUAUUUGUGCCAAAGAUUGGUUCCAGUCUGAAUGACUAGAUUUUUCAAAUGUAAAUGCGAAAAUGGAAUUUCAGGUAUAGGUUUCUCCAUGUAGGAUAGAUUAUUGAGGAGAUUUUAAUUCGUGUCAUUUAAUUCGCGUGACUGUCAGAUUUUUUUGUUACAUUAUAGAUUACAGUAUAAAGACCAAUUCUAUUCAAAUGCCAUCUCUGUUCAAAAUAACCUUUUUGUACCAAAAAAACUACGACUGUAUUCAUACUUUCAUUGUUUCAAUGAAAAACCUGAAAGAUUCAUAGUUUCAAAUUUUGAAUGAAGAACUUGGAAGGAUUGUUUU